AACAACCAACACAGCUCAACACCUAGUUUACUAGAACAAGGUAUGCAGCUAAAGGCUCAGUUACAUGUAAAAGAGCAAAAAGACAGCUAAAGUUACUGACACAUUUACCAUGCGCCUUUAUAGUUGCUUCCUGAUAACAUAACAUUCGAAAUGAGAUUCUGGUGGAGGGUGAUGAUGAUGUAAGCGGAAUAGAGAGUGCUGAUUGGAGAGUCGGGGAUCCAGGGAAAUCUAUAAAAUAGUUAUUAAAGACAUGCAGGAACAAACCAAGAGGUGGAAAGAAGACUACUAAAUAUUGACCUUCCAUCUAAUUCUGCUGGUUUAACUGGAUUAUUUCAUCUGAAGGGCCUGUGCAGAUGAUGACUGGAUUUAUUUACCUUCUAUGAAAGUCGGUCCUCACAAGGGGACUCUCCUUGGGGACACGGUGCCCCUGUGGUCAGAAAUAGCUGCAUUAUUUCCAUCUCUUUGACCUUUUCUGAAGGGACAUCGGUGGUGAACGUGUCACAGUCUAGGAAGGAAGGACCAUUCCAGUCUGAAUUUUAAAUUCGAGAUGUUUUAUUAUUCUGUUAAUGUUGUGCUCACUGUUAUGUUUGUGUACAUGUGCUUGUUUCAGAUGCAGAUUUGGAAAUGGUUGAUCCUGUCUGUUACAUUUGUGGUCACUACGUCUUACUGCAGUGCCUUGAUGCUUCAGCAAAAGAAUCAAACCGAACACCUGGCUAGUGAGACUCAUUUGGCUGAUAUUACUGGGUACCAGCAAGGUCGCUUUGAGAAUAGCUCAAAAGCACAAGGACUUCACAGGAAUAACCCCGAGUUCAAAGCACCGCUCGACCCCCUCUCCAGGAGCUUUGUGAAAGUAAAGAAAGACAAACGAAGGCAAGGCGACAUGUCCCAGAAACAGCCUGGAGAAAAAGGUUCAGUUGAGCAGAUGAUGCCAGGAGAGAGAAGUGAUUUCAAGAUUCUCAGGCCAGGAGACAAGACUCAACCUGCUGACAAGGUUGUAAGAAGUCCAAUGGAGCAACCACAUACCAAGCUAAAUGGCAGCACAGACAUUUUGACACCUGAAAGAGGUCCAAGUGACCGUGUCAGAACAAGAGUUUCAAAAAAGAGGGGUAAUUUAGGAACAUUUGGCCUCCCAAUUGAUCGCAUUGGACAUUUAUCCCAUAGAAGAGGCUAAAACAAUAAAUAUAUAUUUUUUGUGUU
Molecule: messenger RNA, 1197 nt
Organism: Paramisgurnus dabryanus
Lineage: Eukaryota; Metazoa; Chordata; Actinopteri; Cypriniformes; Cobitidae
Source: RefSeq, a predicted model, not a curated record